GUCAAGAAAAAAACACAACAAAAAACAAUAAACAAGCAAAACACCCAUAAGUUAUAAGUUUAGCACUAGUCCAAUAUUAAUGGCUGUGGUAUAAGUUAUGGCAGUAGUCAAUGAGGUAGGCCGAGUUAUUAACGUAUUUAAAUCCCUCAUAUUUAUCGUAAUAAUUUAAUCUUUUACCUUAUUUCUAUAUAUUUCCGAAUUUGGAUAAUUAUUUAUAGAAAAAGUACAAUUACAGUCACAGCCCACAUUAAAAAAAUAAAUAAAAAAGGCAUAAUUUGCCGUAACUCAGUCUAACUGGCACAACCAUACAUACUGAACUGAGUGAUACUGUAUACUCAGUCAUACUCAUACCAUAAAUUAAAAUACAUUUAAAAGUUAUUAAUAGCCAUAAUUAUAAUUUAGUUAAAAAGACCUCGUAAUCAUAAGAACCAAAUUCAGAGACUGCAGAAGUCAGAAGGUACAGAAAACUGCAGCACGCAUUGUAUCGCGGAUAUAGCAAUCUGACCACAUGAUCCCAGUUCUUAGGGAUCUCCAUUGGCUUCCUGUAAGUGAGCGCAUUGACUUCAAAAUUCUGUCCCUGGCGUACAGCUAUAUAGAAGGCUCUGCACCUGAAAAUCUUAAAGAAGUGAUUUAUAAACACAUAUCUUUAUUAAAGAACCUGUGGUCUUCAACAUAGUACUUACAGAGAGUUCCCAGUGUGGGAGGACACAGAAAGAAGUCAUACGGAGUGCGCUCUUUUGAAGCGAUAGUGGAGAUAGCGCCAAAAUUAUGGAACAGUUUGCCCUAAUCUUUGAGGGAAAUUGAAAAUGAUAAAAAAUCAUUUAAGAAACAUUUAAAGACUUUUUAUUUAAAUAGAUUUAAGAACAUCAGAGUGCUGUGAGCAUGUUAAAGUAGCAUGGAUAUAAUUGCUAUUUAAAAUUCAAUUCCAUAUUCAUAAUGAUUAUCACGACCAUAUUGAGUCAUUUUUAGAAUAAUAUUUUCUGUAAAUCUCAUUACUCUUUAUUAAUUAUUGUAGUGACCAUUAAAAUGACCUAAAAUAUUAUAGGCCUCCCCCUAUCGCUCAGAAUAAUAUUGAUUUUAAGUUUAACUUAUACUGAUCAUGAAAUUAUGACAUUAAGAGUCAGAUUGACUUAGUAAGCCUAGUGUAAGGACAAGGUUUUGAUUUUGGUAAUAAUGGAUUUCAGCGUCCAAAAUUAUAUUUUUAAAUUUAUGAAUUAUUUCUUACUUUACUUCCUGUUUAUUUGAUAAAAUUGACACAUUGAGUGGGAGAUGUGAUAAAAUCACUUCCAUUUUAUAAGUAUAUGAGUUACAUUCUUUAAGUUACCCUGAUAAAAUUGACGUAAAUGCUGAGAGAGCACAUGCUCCCCAGGAAAUAAUGUCAUUGGGACAGUUACUGACAGCUCAGCUGGUAGCGCAGCAGUUUGUAAUUUAUCCUCUUUGAUACCAGAAAUACUAACAAAGAAUAUGUGAAUAUGGUAGCGAGCCAAGGGCUGGCUCAACAAGAAUACUUUACUUUGUACAAUUUGCCAUUGGCCAGCUGUAUUAGUUUCCUAUGGACAGGGAUUGGAUGAUGUCCGAUAGUCAUCUAGAAGUUGCAACUUUCGUCAAUUGAUUAGUUUUGAAGGUAGCCAUCUGACCUGGUUACGGGAAAUUUUUUUAAAAGAAAUUUCGUCAACGGAAAAUUGAUCAAACGGAAAUUUGGUGGAAUCUUUUUUUCAGUUACCACUAUACCAUUUUUGUCAAAUUUCCUUUUGAAAGCACUAUACUAUUUUUAUUAUAAAAAAAAAAGAAUUUACAAUUAAAUUUAUGCCCUCAAUGAUUUAGUUAUCCGCGUGGUGUAUGGUGUUCAUAAUUAUUAAUUUGGAAGUUAUCCUCGUUGUGUAUGAUGUUCAUAAUUAUUCAUUUGGAAGUUAUCCUCGUUGUGUAUGAUGUUCAUAAUUAUUAAUUUGGGAGUUAUUCUCAGGUGUAUUGUGCUCAUAAUUAUAAAUUUGGAAGUUAUGAUCAUGGUGUUCAUAAUUAUUAAUUUGGAAUUUAUCCUCGUGUUGUAUGGUGUUCAUAAUUAUUAAUUUGUAUUAGUUUCAAUUGGUCAUGAAAUUUUGUUUCAGGCUAGAAGUGACUCUACUCUUGGAUUUUGAUGUCCCCUGUAUUGGUGUAGGUCACGUGGUGACAGAAUUUGUGCAUCAGAAUUCAAUAUGAAUUUGAAAAAUCUUUUUCAAGACUUCAAUCCUAGGUAUGAUUGAUAAUUGAAAUGGAGUAUUAUUAAAUUUAGCCAUAUCAUUAUUUUUAAAAUAUAUACAGUGGGGCCUCGGAAUGCGAACUUGAUCCGCUUGAGUUACAAACGGCUUUGAGUCUUUAGACAUUUUUUUCCUUAUUAAAAUAAUAGAAAUUGGAUCAAUUUGUUCCAGAGGUGCAGAAAAUCUCUGUGGAUCAGAGUCCUUUCCUUAAGUGCUCAAACCACCCCCUACUGGUAGUGGACUCAUCCCUUUGAGCACUAGAAACAGUUAUGCCUUUCACUAAAUCAUGUUUUGGCUUCCUCCCAAAUUAUCAUCUCAGAAAUUGUCACCGGCCAGGUGUUUUUCAUUAAUGCAAACUAAGAGGAUGUUUUUAUUUUCAUCUCUACUGUACUAUGUGAGCUCUCCGAGGUCAGUGACAUAACCCCUUUUGUCACAUCAGCUGCUUUGAUAGCUUCUUUUUUUUUUUUUUUUUUUUUUUUUUAAAUUUUUCCUUUUGUUUUUUUUUUUUCAAAAUUGUACCGUCUGUUUUGGGAUCCCAAACAUAAUAGUGAGAUCAGCCACAUGUGUUUUGAUUUUCAUACUAAGCGAUGAGAUCUUUUUUAAAUUUCAUUGUAGCUCUAACAGCUGUCCUGUUACUCUUUUAUUUUCUUCGCUGCACAUUUUAGAUCUCUUGGGGAAUACACUCUGCUGUUAUUAUAUUUAAAAAUAACGCAACACUGGCACAAAAGUGUAACAAGUUCUGGGGAAAUGUACAAAAAAAAACAAAACAAAAAAAAAACACUAAGAAAGUCCCGGGAUUCAGAUUCCAAAGAAACUUGUGUAUUUUGAGUGAAAAUUUGAUGAAAAUUUUCGGAUUAAGAUUCCAAGUUGUUCUAGUUCUAAGGGGUUUGGAUUCCGAGGCCACACUGUAAUCUUGGCUUAUUAAAAUUUAUAUAAUUUGUUUUAAGUUUUUUUCAGUUGCUUAAAUUUUACAUAACAAUAUAAUAAUUUUACUUACCACUCUAUAGAUUUUACAUACCACUCUAUAGAUUUUACAUACCACUCUAUUGAUUUUACAUACCACUCUAUUGAUUUUACAUACCAUUCUAUUGAUUUUUACAUAACAUUCUAUUGAUUUUCUGCUAAGAUUAAAAAUUAUGUUGACUCAAUGAUUACUUAAAACAAAUAAGAAAAACAUACAAAAUUUCUUAAAAUAUAAUUGCAAAUUCACUUGUUAACUUAUUUGAAAUUUUGAUUUUUCAAUACCGGGUACAGAUGUUGCUGUUCAUCUAUACUAAUUUUGCUCUGUUCCUUAUAAAAAGAUGGGCUCUCAACUUCUAUUUGUUUUACUUUUGGAUGUUUAAAGCUUAGCUUUAUUUGUGUGUUUAACCAUUUUUGCAGAAUCUUUUUGACAGCCUGUUAUAAAAAAAUAAGAUAAUUGUAAACGUGUCAUACGUCUUUUAACAUGAUUAUGGACACAUAAUCUCCAUUUGCUUAAUAUGGUUACAUAUUUUAAAAAAACAACUGCACUUCAAUUCAUUCCUUUAGUGAAAUAUUUAAACAAUAUAACAGAAAGAAAUCCUUGUGACUUUUUUGUGUCUAGCAUCUCCAGUUCUGUAAAAUAUAUAAAUACAAUGUGAAAUAAAUUUUUUUUUUUGUUGAUCUUCAGUAAAUUUGUUGUAUUCACGUGUCUGCUGGUCUUCACCGUCCUGUUCUCAUUGCGACUAGACAAAAGUAUUACUUGGAGCUAUUGGUUCGUCUUCCUUCCGAUAUGGGUCUGGAAGCUCCUUGUCAUGAUUGGGGCUUUCAUUGGCAGUUCUGUGUGGCUGAGGAACCCACAGUAUAGGUAAUAUUGAUAUGCCUUACAAGACACAUGCAACACAGUAUUCAUCAUUUUAAAAUCUUGAUGGACGAACAUAGAUUGUAUUGUUAUAUAUAUUGUAAUGACAAUAUAUGUGUAUGUAUGUAUAUAUAAAUAUAUAUAUAUAUAUAUUAUAUAUAUAUCAAUGUUACAGGGCUUAUUUAAAAAUUCCAGAAUUAAAAAAAAGGCAAUGUGUUACACAAUUAUAAAGUAAAAAGAUGGAAUUAUGUUUUAGAUUACCCUGUCACUGACUAUGCUCAUUACCCUGUGACUAGUUAUCUUCAUUACCCUGCCACUAGCUGUGUUUAUUACCCUGUCACUAGCUGUCAUACGGUUCUUUAAACCACUUGGAUGAUGUGUUAUGUUAUAAAUAACUGUUUUAUAAAUACGUGUGUUCUCAGGCAGGAGGCCAGCAGCGCCAACCAGUAUAAAGCCAUGAUUGUGUCCUGUGGGGAGCACUUGGCCCUCCUGAUGUUUGAGCUGCUUGUUGUCAUAAACUUGGAGUCGGAUGGCCACAACUGGCUCAUUGUCUUCAUACCCUUGUUCAUUCUCUCGGUCUUCUGCAUCGGCGCUUGUAUCUGGUGUGUGAAGAAUGACAGGUCCUGUGAGGUCAGUGCGCCCGUCCUCUUUACUCAUGUAGCAAAAAUUCAGAUUAUCGUUCUUAAUUCAGUAUUUUUAAUGUACUACAUUUUAUAUUUUGAAAAUAGUGAAAAGAAAGUAAGAUAAGCCUGCAGUGAUGUUCUCACUGUGGGGAAUUAACAGGAUGUAAACAGAAGAUAACCUAUAGAAAAUGUGACAUUUACUGCAGCAUGUUAAACUAACGGUAGAUGACUCUAGUCUAGAGAAAAUGUGAUAGUUACUGCAGCGUGUUGCACUAACUGUGGAUGACUCUAGCCUUGAGAAAAUGUGACAGUUACUACAGCAUGUUACACUAACUGUGGAUGACUCUAGCCUAGAGAAAAUGUGAUAGUUACUGCAGCAUGUUACACUAACGGUGAGUGACUCUAGCCUAGAGAAAAUGUGACAGUUACUGCAGCGUAUUACACUAACUGUGGAUGACUCUAGCCUAGAGAAAAUGUGACAGUUACUGAAGCAUGUUACACUAACUGUGGAUGACGCUACCCUAGAGAAAAUGUGACAGUUACUGCAGCGUGUUAUACUAACUGUGGAUGAUUCUAGUCUAGAGAAAAUGUGACGGUUGCUGCAGCACGUUAAUCAAACUGUGGAUGACUCUAGCCUACAGAAAAUGUGACAGUUACUGCAGAGUGUUACACUUACUAUUGAUGAUUCUAGCUAGGCAUUAUCAGGCAUUUUUAUCAGGAUGGAUACAAUAAAAGCACCCCCCCCCCCCCCCCCACAACUGAUUAUAUUUUUUACACAUAAUCUUAUUAAACAGACUAUCUCAAUUAUGUGUAAAGGUCCUGUGUUAAAUUAAUGCAUUUCUCUCAGACUUUGUUACACAUGUGAAGUAAGAUUACCCAGAAUUUUUUUUCUGGGUUAAUAAAAAAAGAAAAAAGCACGCUGUAAUUGAAAAUAUAAUCCAUUUUUACGAAGUUGAUAAAAAUUACACAAAUGCUUUCUGUAGCACAACACGUCCAACUUAUAAACUUAAAUGCAGUAAGGGCAUAUAUUUGAAAGAAGAUUGUUUAACAUGCUCAUCAAAAAGAGCUCUCAUCAAACACAGGUUUCGUAAAAAAAAAAGAAAAGUUUUUGUGAUUUUUAACAUUUGAAAGAAGUUACCGGUAACAAAAAACAUUCUUGUGUCUGUGCAUUUCCAGCUGGAGCUGUUUUGUGCUGUGAACAUCUUACAGUUCAUUUUCCUUGCCCUGAGACUUGAUAACAUCAUAGUGUGGAGCUGGGUGGUGAGUUAUCAUCAUUUAAUAUAUAGUGUAAAAUGUAACAGAGGUAGUUAAAGUAUGUUUAUUUUCACAUAUGUCCAAUUAAGAUAUCUCAAGAUGACUAGAUCUAAUGCCAUCAUUGUUUAUUUAUUUGUGUGUAGUUAAGGGCUUAGUGUUAGAAAAUUAUUAUGAAGACUUUUUAUGUUAACACCUUCAACGUUUAUCAAAGGCUUUUUAUGUUAACACCUUCAAGGUUAAUCAAAGACUUUUUAUGUUAACACCUUCAAUGUUAAUCAAAGGCUUUUUAUGUUAACACCUUCAAUGUUAAUCAAAUACUUUUUAUGUUAACACCUUCAAUGUUAAUCAAAGACUUUUUAUGUUAACACCUUCAAUGUUAAGAAAAGACUUUUUAUGUUAACACCUUCAAUGUUAAUCAAAUAAUUUUUAUGUUAACACCUUCAAUGUUAAGAAAAUACUUUUUUUUUUUACAACCUUGAGCGUCUCUUUUCAAAUAAUUAUCUUAUAAAAAAAAUGGAAAGGUUGAGUCAUAUUGAAAUAUUUAGAUGGGUACCUAAUAGUACUUGUUUAUUCUCCAUACUUUUACUUGUAGAUUGUGUUCAUUCCAAUUUGGAUCAUCAUGUGUGUGGCAAUGAUUGGUGUCUUGUAUGCUGUGGCUCUGGCGAUUAUAUUGCUGCGCUCUCCAGACAUUUUAAGUGAGCAGAGGCGGGGCAAUGUGUCCACGGCCAUUGGCUACUCCUUCCUUGUGAUUCCACUCCUGGUCUUUGAGGUAAUCUAUUGAAUCCAAUCCUGGACUUUAAGAUAAGCCUUUGACUCAACUCCUCGUCAAUGAGGUAAGCCAUUGGCAACUCCUUCCUUGUGAUCCCACUCCUGGUCUUUGAGGUAAUCAGUUGAUGCCACUCAUUGUCUUUGAGGUAAGUUAUGGAUUCCAAUCCCGGACUUUAAGAUAAGCCAUUGACUCAAUUCCUCAUCAACGAGGAAAGCCAUUGGCAACUCCUUCCUUGUGAAAGGCACGCUUCGUCUCUGAGGUGAUCAAAUGGCAAUUAACAUAUUUAAAUCAUAAUGUUAAAUAUUGUCAAUUCUGUCAGUAAAAACAUGCUUAAGAGAGUUCUGAGACAUGUUGUUUUUUUAUUCAAAUUUUUUGCUAUAUAUUUUCAAAACUUAAAAUUUUUUAAUGAAAUGUUGGCAGUUUUGACUUUCAAGACAUUUCUUUCUAUUUAUGUUUUAACCUAUAUUUGAAAUGAAAACCCAUGAUUUAAGUUAUUAAUUCUUGUGAAAAUGAAAUAAUGGUAAACAAAUUGUUUUCUCUUAUGUUCUUAAAAUGUGUACUUUUUAUUUUCAAAGAAUUCAAAAUUUUCCUAAACUUUUGAGUAGUUUUUCUUUAGUGCACAGAAUACAAGAGCUAUUUGUUUAGAAUUCAAUAAGAUAAUUUGUUUUUUUUAAGCAGUGCCAGGGCAUGUCCACUUGUACUCACAUUUAAAAUAUUUGCACAUGUCCAUAAGCGAAUAAGCUUUAAUUUUGUUUUCGUUUCGUCCCUCUCCAGAUACUCCUAGCCAAUCGAUUGGAUCACAUGAAUGAUUUCAACUUUAUCACAGUUGCUGUGCCCCUGGUCAUCUCCCUUGUUUCUCUCAUUUGUUUGGCAUUUGGUGCCAAGGGAGGUAAUUGCUGUAAGUGUUUCUUUUUAAUGCUGUUCACACAGCUCCAUUUCAAAGUUAUGGGGAGAGUGUAGGACUUUGACAUAAACAAAACCUUCACCUGCACUUUUAACACACUUAAAAGUUGUUGAUUUGUUAAGAACUGUUUAUUUUAUAGUUUAUUAAGAUAAAUUUACACUUGGAUUUCUUGUGUGUAAUGAUAUAAAUAAAACGCCUUUUUCCGCAUUGAAUUAAAUAAGAGCAUGCAUCAAAGAAAGUUUACAUUUUUUUUUUUAUCAAAGUGUAACUGUAUAUCAAAACGAGCAGAUGUUACCUGGUGUUACUCUGGUAAUACUCGGGUAAUAAACUUGAUUUUAAAAUUUUUUAAAAAAAUUACAGCUUUCAAUUUUGUACCCCAGUUAAUACAUGGUUAGCAGAUAGUUAAGAUUAGCCCAAUGUGAAUUGACAGAAAGGCACCUAAUUUUAACCCAUCAAAAUGGCCAAAAAUAGAUUUUUUAUAUGAAUUAAAAAUGUUUUUGUUGCUGGAGUUUGAUGUAACUUUCCAGAGGCCAUCUUUAGGUCAGGGGGUAUGACCUUGUCAAAUUUAGAUGCGAUCCGUUUUUUGUUUGCUUUGUUAUAAACUAACUCAUUUAAAAAUUUAAAUACAUACAUACCGACAUACAUGGUCACACUGAGGUUUAUAGUGUAGAUAUUCUACCCAUUUUCUUCCUAUGAUUUAUUUGUUUGCUGUAGUGAUUGAUGUCCGCAGUAGACUUUGUCCAUUCUAGUUCCCAGUGAAUAUAACCAACAUUGUUGACAUAUGUUUAAUGUGACCCAUCAUUGUUGAGUCAGAUUAUUUUUAUAAUUCAAGUGUGACAAUGUCGUGGAAAAUUAAUUCCAUUUUCGCACAAAUUACCUUGAAAUUUAAGAAUAAUUGUUUUUUUGAUCUGUCUCCUAAUAAAAAUAAUAAUAUGACUUGUAAACAUCAUUUUUUAACAGUAGAAUUAUCGAAGUCUUUCUUUACAAAUUUCUACCAUGAGGACUACGAUUAGUCAAUUAGUAUAUUUUUUUUUGACAGGGUGGUUUGGCAUCAGAAAAGACUUCUGCCAGUUCCUGCUCGGAGUCUGUCCAUGCCUACAAGAAUACGGAAACAUCUCCUACUCCAUACAGAGCAAUGACCACGACCCCCAGCCGCGCUCACCGGCAGAGGAACAUUCGGACCACAGCCUACCGGAAGUCAAGGUCAAACUCAAAGGCAAAGAAAUAUCAGAUGAACCCAGGCAGUCUAUACCUGUCUUGUCCAUGGAGAGCCCUGAUUAAAAACUUGUUCAUCAGGGUGGCUUUUUUUCUCUUCAAUGACAUAUUCUAGCUUGGAAAUAAAAAUGUCCAUUCCGUUUCAGUAACUGAAAUGCUGAAAGGGUGCAACUUCAACCAUGUUAGAGCUAUCCUCUGACAACUGCUGCUGUACUGCCAUUGGGUCUUAAAAACAGCAAAAAGGAUGUCCUUGCCAUCAGCUGUUUGUAUCACCAGUGUGUCGCCAGUGUGUCGCAUUUGGAACUUGAUGUUAACAGGAGACUUUUGUUCUUUUAGAAAUAAUGUGCUAUGGCUUACAUUCUCAGACGUAGGCUGAGAAGGUAUUGAUCAAUAAAAUCUGAAUAUUUGUCUUUGUCGUGCAUCAAUAAAUUUAACCGAUCAGACUUCUGGUGACCAUUGGGGUAUGUUGCUUGGGCCCAACAGAUCAGACAUGUGGACCAAGCGGAUAUGUUUUGGAUCUCAUGACUUUAACAACUUCUAUGUAUAACAAAGUGUAAAUAAUGUUCGAUGUGUUUUACAACUGGUCCAGGCGACAUCAGGGUAUCAUUCUUCAUGAUCUUGAUUAGAAACUUCAUACAAAUGUUUGUGGUGUGUUGCUCAAGUGUGUAGAUGUGUAAGCCUGAAUGAGUCCAAGCACCUUCUCUACUGGGAAAAUAGAUUUCAUGGUAGAACCUGGAUGGCCACUGAACUGCUUUUCAUCCCCUUGUUUCACAUGUUGUGUACCUGGCUGACAUUGUAAGAGCUGCUUAAAUACAGAGAUGUUCACUUACACCCUUUGUAUCUACUGACUGAUGGAUGCUGAGACAGACCUGUGAUUAUGUAAUUAAAUUUGGCGGGAUGUAUUGCGCUUUUGAGUUACAGUUAAAGCGGCACAAAGACAUGGGCCGGUCCAGGUCUUUGCACAGUGAUCGACUGGAAUACACGCCCUGGCAAAAACUUUUAUAACAUAGGCAAACUGCGCUUGUAAUGCAGAUAUUAGAAUAUCUGCAUUUAUUCAGCCCAAUUGAAAAUGUUAAAUCAGAAAGAGUAAACAUUUGGUUUUGCUGUAAAACAUUUGAUUGAACUAUGUAGUCAGAACAUACAA
Lymnaea stagnalis (great pond snail) is the source of this 9962-nucleotide messenger RNA. The record is from the annotation of a GenBank genome assembly. NCBI's taxonomy places the organism in Eukaryota, Metazoa, Mollusca, Gastropoda, Lymnaeidae.